This is a messenger RNA of Suhomyces tanzawaensis NRRL Y-17324, 2294 nucleotides long. It is a transcript of the gene ATP1, whose product is annotated as F1F0 ATP synthase subunit alpha. The transcript is spliced from 3 exons. Gene Ontology annotation, biological process: proton motive force-driven ATP synthesis; proton transmembrane transport. The coding region runs from base 340 to 1977 and encodes 545 amino acids. Lineage: Eukaryota; Fungi; Ascomycota; Pichiomycetes; Serinales; Debaryomycetaceae. Gene Ontology annotation, molecular function: ADP binding; proton-transporting ATP synthase activity, rotational mechanism; ATP binding. The record is from RefSeq and is a predicted model, not a curated record.
GGCAAAUCUUUAGGAAGCCAUCAUUCCAGUGGUCCCAACAAUGCCCCACACCCCUCCAUCCGCCAGGAGCAACUAGUCCCUCCUGGCGCCGGAACACGGGUUGAAGAAACUCACGUGACUCUAAUACUCCAGUUCCGCACUACCGCUGAAGUUACCCGCACAUGUGCCGGCCAAUCACAGGCCCCCAUCCGCGCGAAGUUGUCCGGCACCCGUUGGACAACCAAAGAAAGUUGGUUGGUUGGCGCCGAGCGAGCGAGGAAACACUGGCAGGAUUUUUCAUAUUUAUUACCUACCACCACUUUUUUUUUAACUAGGAUUAGUUAAAUUUGAUAGUAUAAGAUGUUGUCAGCUCGUCCAGUCUUACGUUCUGCUGCUCGCUCAGCUACUGCCGUGGCUAGGGGUUUGCGUAUUGCUCGCCCAACUCAAUUGUCUGCCAGAAGAUUCGCUUCUGCCAAGGCUGCUCCAACUGAAGUUUCCUCUAUCUUGGAAGAAAGAAUCAGAGGUGUCUCUGAUGAAGCUAACUUGAACGAAACCGGUAGAGUUUUGUCCGUUGGUGAUGGUAUUGCCCGUGUUUUCGGUUUAAACAACAUUCAAGCCGAAGAAUUGGUUGAAUUCUCUUCCGGUGUCCAAGGUAUGGCCUUGAACUUGGAAGCCGACCAAGUCGGUAUUGUCUUGUUCGGUUCUGACAGAUUGGUCAAGGAAGGUGAAACCGUUAAGAGAACCGGUAAGAUUGUUGAUGUCCCAACCGGUCCAGAAUUGUUAGGUAGAGUUGUUGACGGUUUGGGUAACCCAAUCGAUGGUAAGGGUCCAUUGAACGCCUCUUCCUCUUCCAGAGCCCAAGUUAAGGCCCCAGGUAUCUUGCCAAGAAGAUCCGUCCACGAACCAAUGCAAACUGGUUUGAAGUCUGUUGAUGCCUUAGUCCCAGUCGGUAGAGGUCAAAGAGAAUUGAUCAUUGGUGAUCGUCAAACUGGUAAGACCGCUGUCGCUUUGGACACCAUCUUGAACCAAAAGAGAUGGAACAACGGUACCGACGAAUCCAAGAAGUUGUACUGUGUUUACGUCGCUGUUGGUCAAAAGAGAUCCACCGUCGCUCAAUUGGUCCAAACUUUGGAACAACACGAUGCUCUUAAAUACUCCAUCAUUGUUGCUGCUACCGCCUCUGAAGCCGCUCCAUUACAAUACAUUGCUCCUUUCACUGCUUGUGCUAUUGGUGAAUGGUUCAGAGACAACGGUAGACACGCUUUGAUUGUCUACGAUGAUUUGUCCAAGCAAGCCGUUGCUUACCGUCAAUUGUCUUUGUUAUUGAGACGUCCACCAGGUAGAGAAGCUUACCCAGGUGAUGUUUUCUACUUGCACUCUAGAUUAUUGGAAAGAGCUGCUAAGAUGUCCGAAGCUAACGGUGCUGGUUCCUUGACUGCUUUGCCAGUUAUUGAAACCCAAGGUGGUGAUGUCUCCGCUUAUAUUCCAACCAACGUUAUUUCCAUCACUGAUGGUCAAAUUUUCUUGGAAGCUGAAUUGUUCUACAAGGGUAUCAGACCAGCUAUUAACGUCGGUUUGUCCGUCUCUCGUGUCGGUUCCGCUGCUCAAGUCAAGGCCAUGAAGCAAGUUGCUGGUUCCUUGAAGUUGUUCUUGGCUCAGUACAGAGAAGUCGCUGCUUUCGCCCAAUUCGGUUCCGAUUUGGAUGCUUCCACCAAGCAAACCUUGUCCAGAGGUGAAAGAUUGACCCAAAUCUUGAAGCAAAAGCAAUACAGCCCAAUGGCCGCUGAAGAACAAGUCCCAAUCAUUUACGCUGGUGUUAACGGUUUCUUGGAUGAAGUCGCUAUUGAAAGAAUUGGUGAAUUCGAAGAAUCCUUCUUGUCUCACUUGAAGUCUGACGCUCCAGAAAUCUUGGACGCUGUCAGAGAAAAGGGUGAAUUAUCCAAGGAAUUAUUAGAAAAGUUGAAGUCUGUUACCGAAGCUUUCGCUGCUUCUUUCUAAGUCCAUACUGGCAUAUGAGGUUCACUUAAUGUUUACUUCUAGAAACAUAUGAAUAUUAUUCUACUUAGAUGACGCAAGCAUUGAUUUGACUAUCUUGGACAAACCAAAAUGAAAAGACAUAUUAUUAACUGUGCUAGCAUUCUAGCGAAGUGUAAGAUUGUAGCUCUGCAACUAGUUCUGUGGAUAGCAGAUCCACGAUGUCCGUAAGGUGCCCACGGGAAUCAUGGCAAUGUGGGGCACAUCUUGGCAAUAUCUUCAUUCUGGCUGGUAACGGGUGCCAGGAUGUAGGCGGUGCCCCACCGUCUCGGUUCGGCAUG